CAGGUUAUGUUGACUUUAAUUAUUAUAUUUGCUCGUGUUGUUACAUACAUGAUUGCGUAAAACAUACGAAUUAUUAUCAAAGCUGCAUAUUCACUAAUAAUUUUAGCCUUGAACUGCUCUGAUGCAAUUUAUUUUGUUUUCUGGUGCAGCUACUUUUCCAAGAGUGGCCAAAUGUACUUUCCCUCUUGGCAGGUUUAAUUGUCAUAAAGACACUGAUUAUUACAGCAAUAGGUCCCCGGGUUGGACUCACCAUCCAAGAAAGUGUAAGAAUAGGGCUGCUUCUUUCCCAAGGAGGCGAGUUUGCAUUUGUAGUUUUUUCUUUAGCAAACAGGCUUGGAGUGCUACCCCUUGAGCUCAACAAGCUGCUCAUUAUUGUUGUUGUAUUGUCUAUGGCAUUGACUCCUCUGCUCAAUGAAGUUGGAAGAAAGGCUGCUGAUUUUAUUGAUGACAAAUUUCACACACAGGAUGAAGCUGCUGAGAUGGUAGACUUCAGUGCAAGUGAACCUGUGGUUAUCCUUGGCUUUGGCCAAAUGGGUCAGAUCCUUGCCAAUUUAUUGUCCACCCCAUUGGCUUCUGGGGUAGAUCGUGAGAUUAUGGGAUGCCCUUAUGUAGCUUUUGACCUUAAUCCUUCAGUGGUGAAGGCAUCUAGAAAGCUUGGCUUUCCAAUUCUCUAUGGAGAUGGGUCGCGUCCAGAAGUUCUGCAGUCUGCUGGUAUCUCUUCUCCAAAAGCUGUCAUGAUAAUGUACACAGGAAGAAAGAGAACAAUCGAGGCUGUUGAAAGGCUUCGGCUUGCCUACCCUGCUAUCCCAAUAUAUGCCAGGGCUAAAGACCUCAAGCAUCUCUUAGAUUUGAAGAAAUCAGGUGCAACUGAUGCAAUUUUGGAGAAUGCUGAGACCAGCCUACAACUUGGAUCGAAGCUUUUGACAGGAUUUGGUGUCAUGUCAGAUGAUGUGACCUUUCUGAGUAAGCUUGUCCGGGAUUCCAUGGAAUUACGAGCUCAAGAACAACUUGGCAAAACUGAUGAUAGAGAAUUUGACGUAAUGGAGCCGUUGCAGGUAAGAUUGACCGACUUUAUUGGGGCUCAAGGAUCCAUAUCAUCACCUGAAGACAAGCCAACAGGAGAAAACAAGACAGAUGCAACUCAAGUUUCUGGAUUUAAUGGAGAAUCAGAUCCAGCACAGCAUGACAGUGGACUCAAACAGUCUGGGAAUUCAGAUGGCCAAGGUGUUGCAUACCAUGAACUAGAUACAGAGAAUGGCUUUGUACUAGGAACUGCAGAUAGUGAAGGAAAGAUAAUAGCUACUGAGGAACCAUAGAAGCUGAAGGCCUCAAGUUUUUUCUUGUUUUCUUCGAGUUACUGACAUUAUGGAAAGAAACAAGCUAAACUUUGUAGGCACCGGACCAUCUACAUUUCAUUUCUUUGUACAGCCAAAAACUCUAAAGCUUCAUGUAAGAUUUUCAUUUUUUCCAGAACCACACUAGAUGUAUAUCGUUGAUUAUUCAUCAAUAUGAUUCCAGUACUGGGUUUCCCUUCCUGGAUUUUCCACAGAAAUUACAUCACUAAGCAAGAAACUAUGGAAAAAGUG
Molecule: messenger RNA, 1586 nt
Organism: Rubroshorea leprosula
Lineage: Eukaryota; Viridiplantae; Streptophyta; Magnoliopsida; Malvales; Dipterocarpaceae
Source: the annotation of a GenBank genome assembly